Molecule: messenger RNA, 2994 nt
Organism: Sorex araneus (European shrew)
Lineage: Eukaryota; Metazoa; Chordata; Mammalia; Eulipotyphla; Soricidae
Gene: CCN1
Product: cellular communication network factor 1
Exons: 5
Coding region: 240-1388 (382 amino acids)
Biological process (GO): signal transduction
Cellular component (GO): extracellular region
Molecular function (GO): protein binding
Source: RefSeq, a predicted model, not a curated record
ACACAGCCGACGUCACUGCAACACGCGGCGCCGUAUAAGAGGAGGGUCCUGCGCGCCGGGGCAGACCGCGAGCGAGAGCGCCCCCGAGCAGCACCCGCGUCCUCCGCGCCGCCACCGGAGCUCCCCGGGAGAAGCCCGUCGGCAGCUGCCCGCCGCCCCCAGCCCGCCCGCCCGCCGCGCCGGGCCCGACGCUCCGCGCCGCCGUGGUGUGUUGGCGACUCGGUUCCCCGCGCGCCACAAUGAACUCCCGCACCGCCUGGACGUUCGCCUUCGUCCUCACCCUGCUCCACUUGGCCAAAUUGGCUCUCUCCACCUGCCCCGCAGCCUGCCACUGCCCCCUGGAGGCGCCCAAGUGCGCCCCGGGAGUCGGGCUGGUCCGGGACGGCUGCGGUUGCUGUAAGGUCUGCGCCAAGCAGCUCAACGAGGAUUGCAGCAAAACGCAGCCCUGCGACCACACCAAGGGGCUGGAAUGCAACUUCGGCGCCAGCUCCAUCGCUCUGAAGGGGAUCUGCAGAGCUCAGUCAGAAGGCAGACCCUGUGAAUACAACGCGAGAAUCUACCAGAACGGAGAAAGUUUUCAGCCCAACUGUAAACAUCAGUGCACAUGUAUUGAUGGCGCCGUGGGCUGCAUUCCGCUGUGUCCCCAAGAACUCUCUCUCCCAAACUUGGGCUGUCCCAACCCACGACUGGUCAAAGUGGCUGGGCAGUGCUGUGAGGAGUGGGUCUGUGAUGAGGACGGUGCCAAGGACCCUGUGGAUGACAGGGACGACUUCCUGGGCAAGGGACUGGCAUUUGAUGCUUCAGAAGUGGAGUUAACAAGGAAGAAUGAAUUGAUUGCAGUUGGUAAAGGCGACUCCCUGAAGCGGCUUCCUGUUUUUGGAAUGGAACCUCGAAUCCUAUACAAUCCCUCUUUACACGGCCAGAAAUGUAUCAUUCAGACAACUUCGUGGUCCCAGUGCUCAAAGACCUGUGGAACUGGUAUUUCCACACGAGUUACCAAUGACAACCCCGAAUGCCGUCUGGUGAAAGAAACCCGGAUUUGUGAUGUGCGGCCUUGUGGACUGCCAAUGUACAGCAACCUAAAAAAGGGCAAGAAAUGUAGCAAGACCAAGAAAUCCCCUGAACCCGUCAAGUUUACUUACGCUGGAUGUUCGAGUGUGAAGAAAUACCGGCCCAAGUACUGCGGUGCUUGCGUAGACGGCCGUUGCUGCACACCCCAGCAGACCAGGACGGUGAAGAUGCGAUUCCGCUGUGAAGACGGGGAGACGUUUUCCAAGAAUGUCAUGAUGAUCCAGUCCUGCAAAUGCAACUACAACUGCCCACAUGCUAACGAGGCAGCAUUUCCCUUCUACAGGCUGUUCAAUGACAUUCAUAAAUUUAGGGACUAAAGGCUACCUGGGUUUCCGGCCUCAGGAACAGGAAGGAGGAAGUGCGCCAGAAUCACGGAGACAUGGGUGGGGGCGGUGGGGGUGAAGGGACUCAUUGUAGAAAGGAUGCGUUGCUCAUUCUUGAGUAGUAGUAAGGUAUUUUGAAACUGCCAGGUAUGCUGAUUGCAGAUGGACACUAAUGCAGCCGCAAUUGGAGAAUUCUUCGCUUCAUAAUACUGGAGCAUAUAUUACUGCUUCAUUUUGGAGCUUGUGAUAUCGAUGAUAUUCUGUUUGUAAAUUAUUAUUUGGUAAGCGUAUUUUUCCCUCCAGACUUUUUUUUAUUCUUUUCGGCUCUACAGUUGUAAAAGAUAAUAAGACUAAUCGGACACUAAAGCCUUUCAUUCCCUGACGGACAUAAACAGGAGGUAUUCCAUCCUGAACUGCAGGUGACACUCCGUGAGUGUCUCCGAGAGGCAGCUACCUGCACUCUCAACUGCAAACAGAAAUCAGGUGUUUUUAGACUGAAUGUUUUUAUUUAUCAAAAUGUAGCUUUCGGGAUGGGAGGGGAAAUGUAAUACUGGAAUAAUUUGUAAAUGAUUUUAAUUUUAUAUUCAGUGAAAAAAUUAUUUAUGGAAUUAAUCAUUUAAUAAAGAAAUAUUUACCUAAUAUUGGAAUGUUAUGACAUUUACUAUUUCAGACACUGUCCAGAGUUACUGGGAACAAUCUAACUUAUGCUUUCAACCAUUAAAAUGGAACUUUCUGUUUUGUUUUGGGACCACAACUGGUGGUGCUCAGGGCUUACUCAUGGCUCUGCUCAGGAAUCAGUCCUGGUGCAAUUAGGGGACCAUAUGGGGUACUGGGGAUUGUGCCCAGAUUGGUUGCAUGCGAGGCAAGUGUCUUACCUGCUAUACUAUUGCUCUGGCCCCAGCAAACAGAAUUUAUUGAGUGCCUACUUUGUGCCAGAAAUUGCAAGGUGCUUGAAUUGAAUAGAAAACUCACCCAUAAAAUGAUAAUGAUUGUUUUUAUAUUGUUAAUAGAGAGUGUCUUUGCAUCUAAAGAAGUAUGCAUAGCUGGAAAGAUAGUACUGGAGGCAAGGUGCUUGCUAGUUUGAUCCCUGGCAUGGCAUAUGGUCCCCCAAACACUACCAUUAGUGGACACUGAGCAUGGCUGAGUGUGCCCCCUGGUCCCCCAAAAGAGAAAUCUGCACAAAGUAUGUAUUGAGCACGAAGUAUUAUAGGCAGCACAAGAGUGAAUCUGAAGCUAAAUUUGCUUAAGUCUUAGUUUUUAUAAGAAUUCAAAGCCUAAGGGUCUCCAUCACCAAUCACUAUUAGGAGUAUUUAGUCGAGUCAUUUAUCAUUUUAAUCACCAGGUCAUUGUACUUGUCACCACUUCAGUAGAGGAAAGAGUCUCUUUAAUAAAAACAUUUUAUAACUCAGGCUGUCCAUUUCUAAAUACAUGGGGGAGAUUGAAUACGAUUGGAUAAUGUGUUACCAAAAAUCGCUUACUUGGACCUUUAUACUUUUCCAGUACUGCUCCUAAAACUCAGGAGAACUGCUUUAAAAUUCACUUCUGUUUGGGAUCAGGGAAAAAAAAAACCUUGGAGUCUAUAGGAGUCAGUGUUCUCACU